UUUUAGCUGUCAAUUUAUCACCUGAUACCAAGGGAGAUAACUAAUGCAACACAACCCACUUUCUGAACGAUAACAGAUGAAAACCACAAACAAAUAUUAUUCAAAAUGUUUAAGAGAGUGUGAAUGUAACGAAUAUCAAUCCCAAUCUAAGAAUGAACAAUGAAUGGUGAUGAACAACAUGUAAGUGAAAGACAGAAUCUUCUAACAAGGCUUCUUGAUGCUGUUAAACAGUGCCAGGUACGGUUUGGUGGUAGAACAGAAUUAGCUGCCGAUGCUGAUAGUCGUGUUUCCUGUCUCUGUGCUGCAUGGGAAGCUGUGUUACAACAUGGGUUAAAGCAAACUAGUAAAGCUUUUCAGGCUCUCAAGCAGGUUACAGAAAUAACAGGCCUAAACAAAGUAUCAGAUGUCAUUGCUGACAUAACAAGUAAAGAGAUAGAACCAGAGUACUGGUUAUAUGUGAAAGAGCAUCUAACAAAACAUGAACAGGACCGAUUUUUUACGCUGAAGCAUAUAAACACAGAUGCUGGACGUGGGAGGGCGUGGCUUAGAGCCUCACUUAACGAACAUUCACUUGAACGUUAUAUGCAUAUGUUAUUAGAACGUGAUGAACUACUUAGUAAUCAUUAUGAAAGCUGGGCAUUUUUACGAGAUCAAGAAAGAAACAGUAUGUUACCUAACAUGGCUGCUGGGCUUGGAUCAAUACUGUUUGCCAUUAAUGUGGAUAACUCAGAUUUAAAUACAGUGAGACGUCCAACGACAGCUGUCAAUAUACCUAAUACAGCCAAGCUGGUUGGUCGAUUGGAAGAGGAGCCCCGCCCAGUUAUAGCUGGGGAGGAGAGUCCUCCUGGAUCAGGAUCUUUUGAUUCAAAAAAGAAAGAAAAGAAGAGAAAGAAGAAAAAUACUCACAUAGUUAGUUUUGAUGAUGGGACUUCACAAACUUUAUUUCAUCAUGUGACUUCAUCAGAUCAGUAUUCCACUCAGCAGACGGACAAGAUAUCAGAUAUAUCUAUAUCUGAUACCUCACCUGUGGAGGAUAUUCUGAGGAGAGAGUAUUCCUUAAAUAGAGAACCAAGUAUUGUUUCUAAUACAUCUCUAGACCAAGCUUCUGUUAGUUCGGCAGAUUUUGAUGUUAGUGAGAGUACAAUGAGACCAGUAGAUUUUUCCGGUGAUCCAAUAGAUUUUGGUAUUUCUUCCUUCAGAGCAGAGUCGAGUAGUAUACUAGGAUCGUCUGUUUCGUCUUCGGAACAUGGAGGUAUUGAUGUACAGUCAGCUGCCUUUGCUUUAGAUAUGGUUCAGAGAGGAAUGGACAAUAGUUACAGAACAGCAGGAGAUGGAGGGAAUGAUAAAGAAAAUAUAAGAAAAGAUGCCAUGUCAACAAAUGAAUUAAAACAAGCUGUUGUUGCCAUGAUGGUCAGAAAAGAUGAGGUAGAAGAACAAAACAGGAAUUUACAGAUGAUGUUAGAACAAGAAAUGGAAACAUCUUCCACGCUGAGAGCAGAGAUAGAAGACAUGAAAGUUCAGUCUUCUUCCAAGCAAGAAAAAGAAACUACUAAAUACCAGUCACUUCAAAAAGAAAAUGAGUUGCUGAAAAAUCAGUUAAGACGUUAUGUGAAUGCUGUACAGAUGCUGAGAGCUGAAGGAUCACAGGAUGAAAGCUUACAGUUAGGAGUUCCUGUAGAGGAACCACAGCCCAAUAUACCUCCUGCUAAAUCUAAUAUAGAUUACAGCCAUGAAGCUUCAGAAUAUGAACAGAAACUCAUACAGGUAGCUGAAAUGCACGGAGAGUUGAUGGAAUUUAAUGAGAUGUUACACAGACAAUUGAAUCACAAAGAAGCAUAUAUCCGGAGGUUACAGCAGGAGUUAAUUGAUCUGAGAGGACCGUUACCUAGAGAUUUACAUAUGCAUGGUGAUCAGAUCUCUGGUGAUUCAGAUAGCCAUUCAGUGCAAUCAAAAUCUCUUAUCAAUAUAUGGAUUCCAUCAGCAUUCAUUAGAGGAGGCCCAAGGGAUAAUUAUCAUGUUUAUCAGGUUUAUGUAAGAAUUAAAGAUGAAGAAUGGAAUGUGUAUAAACGAUACAGUGAAUUUAGAGAUUUACAUCUUCAUCUACGGAAGAAAUAUCCAAUUGUUAAUAAAUAUGAAUUUCCACCUAAGAAAACUAUUGGGAAAAAGGAUGCCAAAGUUGUUGAAGGAAGAAGGAAAAUGUUUCAGUCUUAUUUACGUAGUGUUGUGAAUUACCUAUCAGAAAAUGAUCCCGGUUUAGCAGAUAGUAUAUGUAAAAUAAAACUCUCAGUCUUUCUACCGUUCUUCAGUGAUAAGCCUAUAGAAAAGGGAGAUAAAAAGAAAAUAAAGAAGACUGUGUCGUCUGCAUCGUUACCAGGAAGUGUUCCUGAACCAAUAAGGGAGACAAUGCAAAAUCAGUAUGAUGGAUUAUAGCGAUAUCAUGACAGAUGGUUGUAAACAAACUCAUGCUUCAAAUGUGAUAUUAUUUUUUUUGUAUUUUUGUAAAUUUCCUUCUUCAGACAUUGAAGGCUAUCUGUUGCUUAAUGCCCUUUUGUUUAGGAAAAACUUAGAUGCAUGCAAACAAAAGGCAAAAGAAAUAUUUAUGUACCAAUAUAUACAUGUGACAGACUAUUUAUAGUCAGAUCAGGAUAGAUUUUUUUAAAUUUUGAUACAAGGAAUGGACCUACUGCUCAAAAGCUUCUAAUAAUUUCAUUUUAUAAAUUUGUGCUACAUAUUUUAUCAUAGGUUUAUACAAUGAUAUUUUAAUGAGUCAACUCUAACAUAUCUAUAGAUAUCAAUUUUGGGCACCUCCAAAUGUUGUUUUCCAAAAUUGGGAAAUCUCCCAUGAUAGGUCAGUUUUCUGACAGGGAAGAAGUUACACAACAAAACUCCCUCAGAGUAGUUUACUAAAAUUUCUUACAACUUCUUACAUACUAUUUUGAUUUGUUAUUGUAAACAUAUUUAUAAAAGACAUGGUAUCAUAUUACCUUGGCUUGAGCCUUUUUAACUUAUAAUUUUGUAUUUAUCAAACAGGGUAAAUUGAUGAUUAACAAAAUCAACAAAACUGUGAUAAAAAAUAUAAUAAAGAGUGUGUAUUCAAAAAAGGAAAAACUUAUGGGAAUUUGGCCAGUAUUAUGAUUUAAUAAUAUUCAUUAUAAAAAUGAUUUGCACUUUUUGCACCAUGCAAAACAGUAUAAUUUUUAUUUUUUUAAUAUUAAACAAGAAAAAUAAUAACUAUACAGAAAAUUAACCAUAAAAACCUGUUGAAUGCAUGUUAUAAACCUUAAAAAGUUCCUUUAACAACUUUCUAUUAAUAAGUACAUGCAUUAUAAAUAAAUGUAGAAUGGAUUUUUAAAAUUUUUGUCAUGAUAUUGUUGACUUACCUCCCUUUGUCCAUGUUUAUUUUAACUUGAUAUUUUACCAUGUAAAGUUGAUAUACUUGCCAAUUGUUCUUUUUGUCAAAAUAUUGUACAAAUGUAUUUGUCUAUAUCAAUGUAUAUUAUACUUUAAUGACAAUUUGUAAUUUGCAAUAGUGUGUAUUUACAUUUUAAUUCAGGGGACCUUGAUUUUAAUUUAUACUUUUUUUUUAAAAGAAAAAAACCAAAUGUAAUAUUCAAAGCAUUGAUUUUAAUUACUGAAUGAUUUAAUUUUGCUCUUGAUUUUGAUUUGGUAUGGUCAGUUCCAUUAAAUCCAAGUGAUAAGGAGAGUGGGCUAUAAUGGUUUACUUUUAUAAAUUGUUAUUUGGGUGAAGAGUUGUCUCAUUGGCACUCAUACCACAUCUUCCUAUAUCUAUAUCAAUAAAGACACUUUUUUAUUUCUUCAACAAAACAUAAAAUCUAUAGCACUUUAUAUGAAAGAAAUACAGUAUGUGUAUGUCUUAAAUUCUUAGCAGAAUAUGAUUUUCACUACUGGUUGUGUAUGUUUUUAUAAGUUUGUUUUAUGGUCUAGGUCAAUGAUAUUAGUUUUCCUUGCUUUUCACUAGUUUUAUCAAUGUGAUAUAAUGAGAAAAGUCUGCAAUGAUACAUGAUGUCAUAAAGAGAGGACACAAUUGUUUUGUACAUUUCCUGAAAAGAAUGUCUUUGUUUACUUACAUAUCAACCCUAAGAUAAGAGAGACAGAUUUGUUCACUGUUUCUUGUUUGUUGCAAUAUUUCUCCACUUUUGAAUUGUAAAUAUAAAGUACUGUGGAUGCCUUAUUGUCUGUUUGAUAUCAAUUUUCGUUGGUUUCGUGGGUUCAAGUGAACCACAAAUUCAAAUGUACAAUGAUUUACAAAUAUUCUAUCGUCUUUGUAUGCAGAGAUUGAUAAAUCCAGGAAAUCCACGAAAAUUGAUAUCAACGAAAAUAAAUGAAUCCACAGUAUGUAAAACCCCUUGCCUUUUAAAUUUGAUAAAUUAUAAUGUCUUCAAUGGAGACUUGUUUUAUCUAAAGGUGCUGAUAAAGUCUUUCUAUGUUUGCAUUUCUUACCUUAGAUUAGAUGACAGUGUUUAAAAGUAAACAAAUAUUUUAAAUUUUUUUUUUUUUUUUUUAAAUGCAAUGUACAUUUUUUUUAAGGCUUGGAUAUUGAAAUGAAAUUUUUAAAUAUUUUUUAAGCAACAUCUAAAUUUUUAGAAUCAUGGCUGAAUUAAUGAAUUUGAUGAGUCAGGCUAAUUUUCAAAGUGAAAUACAAAUGUGAACAUGUGUUGUGAUAAAUGAAAUACACAUGUCAACAUGUGUUUAAAGAUUAUAUUUAGAGAUUAUGGGACCAUGUGCAAUAUGGGGUUCAAUUUUGCUUUGCAUUAGCAGUAUGUUUAUAGUAUAGCUUAUAUUGUUUAUAUUAUUGCUGCAAAACUUUUAUGUAAUGUUCAAAUAAAAUAUACAUAUUCAUGUAAUUGGUCAAUACUCAAACAAUUUGCAUAUUCAAAUUUAAAGUAAUAUUACACCAGAUGUAAAUAUACCAUUGACAGAUAAUUGUAAGAUUAAAAGAUCAAUGUGAAUUUG
Molecule: messenger RNA, 4974 nt
Organism: Mytilus trossulus (common blue mussel)
Lineage: Eukaryota; Metazoa; Mollusca; Bivalvia; Mytilida; Mytilidae
Product: sorting nexin-29-like
Exons: 21
Coding region: 160-2430 (756 amino acids)
Molecular function (GO): phosphatidylinositol binding
Source: RefSeq, a predicted model, not a curated record